Molecule: messenger RNA, 643 nt
Organism: Zophobas morio
Lineage: Eukaryota; Metazoa; Arthropoda; Insecta; Coleoptera; Tenebrionidae
Exons: 3
Coding region: 2-643 (213 amino acids)
Biological process (GO): sensory perception of smell
Molecular function (GO): odorant binding
Source: RefSeq, a predicted model, not a curated record
CAUGCGUCUAACUUUCGCCGUUCUCCUGCUAACUUCCACUCUGUACGCCCUCAAGGCCGCCAGCCUCACCCCCGAGCAGAAGGCCAAGCUCGAGCAGUACAACAAAAACUGCCUGAGCUCGUCCGGAGCGAAACCGGACCAGGUCUCCAAGGCUCGCUCCGGGAAGUUCGCAGGCGAGCCGGAAGUCCAGAAGUAUUUCGGGUGCAUGAUGCGUUCGGUGGGAGUGAUAAACCAGGCCGGGCAGCUGCAGGUCGACGUGCUGAAGACCAAAGUGCCGAAAGAUAUGAAAAGGGACGAGGCGAUGAAGGUGUUUUUCGCCUGCAAGGAUAAGAAGGGGGGGAAUGCGGACGAGACGGCGUAUUUGUUGUAUAAGUGCUUCUGGGAGGCGUCGCCGAGACAUCUGGGGCUGGAUGGACAAUGGGCGAAACGUUCUAAAACUAAGCAACGUUUUCUGCGCUAUUUAUAUCACCCGGAUGGGCAACCAGCAGUCGUCAAGAGUACGCCGCCAGCUCCACCUGCACUUUUUACGACGCACUUUACAAUGGGGUCAGACGUGCCUCGGCCAGCAUUUAAAACAUUGAGCAGGUCGUUAAAUGGUCAUCUAUCGAUCCCGAAUUUCGUUCCUAAGCACACGUGCACAUAA